UAGGACCUCAUGAAACCCUUUGUGGGAUUCGGAAAACUGGCUCUGGCAUGCUUGUGCACUGCAGGUGGAGAUAGGAACGAUGCAUAUCCCCCCCACUGCGGAGGAACACGCCACCAUGAGCAACGUUACUGUCCGUGACAGUGCGGAGUCUGCGCACCGCAACAUGAACGCAGCCGCUCCCUACCCCGUGAGCUUCCAGGUGACGCUGACCGGCUUCCUCAUGCUGGAGAUCGCUCUGGGCCUCAGCAGCAACCUGACCGUGCUGGUGCUCUACUGCAUGAAGUCCAACCUCAUCAACUCGGUGAGCAACGUGGUCACGGUGAACCUGCACGUGCUGGACGUGCUCAUCUGCGUGGGCUGCAUCCCUCUCACCAUCGUCCUCAUCCUGCUCCCGCUGGAGGGCAACACGGCGCUCGUCUGCUGCUUCCACGAGGCCUGCGUCUCCUUUGCCAGCGUGGCCACUGCCUCCAAUGUGCUGGCCAUCACGCUGGACCGAUACGACAUCUCGGUCAAGCCCGCCAACCGGGUGCUGACUAUGAGCCGGGCCAUGGCGCUGCUCUCGGCCAUCUGGGCUCUCUCCCUUGUUAGCUUCCUGGUGCCCUUCAUGGAAGUGGGCUUCUUCAGCCAGGCCGGCUUGGAGCAGAACCUCACGGUGCCGGCAGUGGCCCAGACCAACCAGUACUACACCGAGCUGGAACUGUACUACCACCUUCUUGCCCAAAUCCCCAUCUUCUUCUUCACUGCUGUGGUGAUGCUCAUCACCUACUCCAAGAUCCUGCAGGCGCUCAACAUCCGCAUCGGUACGCGCUUCCACGUGGUGCCGAAGAAGAAGGUCCGUAAGAAGAAAACCAUCUCCAUGACAACGCAGCCGGACGGCACAGACGCUUCGCAGAGCAGCACGGGCCGCAACACCAUGCUGGGCAUGCGCACGUCUGUGUCUGUCAUCAUCGCCCUGCGUCGAGCGGUUAAGCGACACCGCGAGCGGCGCGAGAGGCAAAAGAGGGUCUUUCGAAUGUCCCUGCUCAUCAUCUCCACAUUCCUGCUGUGCUGGACCCCCAUCACUGUCCUCAACACGGUCAUCCUGAGCGCAGGCCCCAGUGACCUCACGGUUAAGCUCCGGCUGGGCUUCCUGGUCAUGGCCUACGGGACCACCAUCUUCCACCCACUGCUGUACGCCUUCACGAGGCAGAAGUUCCAGAAGGUGCUAAAGAGCAAGAUGAAGAAGAGGGUGGUGUCCAUCGUAGAGGCGGACCCACUGCCCAACAAUGUGGUCAUCCACAACUCGUGGAUCGACCCCAAAAGGAACAAAAAGGUGACCUUUGAGGAGAACGAAGCCCGGCAGAAAUGUCUGUCAUCGCAAGAGGUGGAAUAACCUCCCAGAACGCUUAUCGGGCGCCAGGGGACCAGGCGUCCAAAGCUGAACUCCAAG
Scleropages formosus (Asian bonytongue) is the source of this 1429-nucleotide messenger RNA. RefSeq names its product G-protein coupled receptor 22-like. Gene Ontology annotation, cellular component: plasma membrane. Gene Ontology annotation, biological process: cellular response to hormone stimulus; G protein-coupled receptor signaling pathway. The record is from RefSeq and is a predicted model, not a curated record. Bases 80 to 1372 code for a protein of 430 amino acids. Lineage: Eukaryota; Metazoa; Chordata; Actinopteri; Osteoglossiformes; Osteoglossidae. Gene Ontology annotation, molecular function: G protein-coupled receptor activity; peptide binding. The transcript is spliced from 2 exons.